AAAAUCAUGAAGUAAUGAGGGUCAGGAAGAAAAGUCUGAGAAGGAAAUCGGUCAUUACUGGCAGGUUAGAGCAGAUAGUGCUGUAAACUCAUGUUAGGGCUCACGAGACCUCACGAGAAAUAGAGUGCGAAGAUUGCAGUUUAUGGGGAUUAAUUUGUCUUUGUGUGUAUAUUCUUCUCUCUAGCUCGUACGAGAUUGAGUUCAGCGCGCAGGGUUGCGGUCGUCGCUGACGCUGCAUAUUCCUGACUCUUCCCGGCUGAACAAAAUGUCAGGUCGAAAAGAGACAGUCCUCGAUCUGGCCAAGUUUGUCGACAAGGGCGUCUCCGUGAAACUUAGCGGUGGCCGGCAAGUGACCGGGACCUUGAAAGGUUACGACCAGCUGCUAAAUUUGGUGCUGGACGAAGCUGUGGAGAAUUUGAGAGAUCAAGAUGAUCCACUCAAGACAACAGACCAAAUAAGGCCUUUGGGCUUGAUUGUAUGCAGGGGCACUGCGGUAAUGCUUGUGGCUCCAACUGACGGGACUGAUGAGAUUCCCAAUCCCUUUUUGCAACCAGAUGCUGCCUAAGCACGUCAGUGUCCAGGGGCAUUGACGACCAAAGUUCCAACAAUCGGUUAGCAUCUUGGUAGUCUGUCUGGAACUUAAAGAACAGCCUUGCCUGAUAGGUAUCUAAUGGUCUUCAGCGAAAUAAUCAACAAUGAGGCCUAAAUGUUUGUUUUGACAGUAUAUUUAGCAUGAUUUAGCGUCCUGAAAGUUGUUAGGCCAGUUCACCGUAAAGUUCCAAUUUAGAGCGUCGGGUAUUCAAAGAGUAGUAACGUCUGGAGAAUCAAUGUCAGAAUUCGCCGAGAAGACGAGUUAAUAGUACGGAACAGGUAAUUUUUUAUCAUGCUUUAUCAUCUUCAAGCAGUUGAAACUCAAUUCUGCAAAGGCAAAGGCAAAGACAGUUGUAAUUUCCUUGCCAGUGAAGCGUAAUGUCAACGGACAGGUUUGCAAAUAGUGUUUAUACAAUGGCGAAUAAAGUCAAACACUGUAGAGCAUCUACUCCAUAUGCUGGUUGUCGAAGUGCCAACGCGCUGGAAACAUUGAUUAUUGCUUAAGUGAACGUGAUCAUUGCAACACGAUCGAUUUAUUAGAUAUUGGCGCUUGCAAGUACUCCCGGUAGGAUUGAGGAGGGCAUUGUGCUGCUAAAAAUUUACAGUGCACUGGCCUUUCCCCCUUGUUUCACCAAGCCGUAAGCCACAUGCUGACUUUUUGAAAAUGAUGCAAAUCCUGACAGCUUGAGACGAAAUGCCAAUUGUCUCUGUACAAAAGUGGUGUUUAAAAAAAAUAAAUGUUCGCAGUAAUUCUCUUUCACUAUGGGGCAUCUUCCAUUUCCUGAUUCCCAUACCACACCAGAGAAUGCUUAGAAAACCCUUGUCUAAACGUUGGCGUGCCUGCCAAUAUAUCUGGACGAACUUACUCGACUUUGUAGAUCCAUUUUGAAUACUCUAUUUCUAUUCGAAAGCCAAAUGAGUCUCAUCCUGGCUCAUCCUCCUGGCUGGUUUGACGCCUUCCGCACCAAAGUACGAAGACCAAGC
Messenger RNA from Marchantia polymorpha subsp. ruderalis, 1575 nucleotides. NCBI's taxonomy places the organism in Eukaryota, Viridiplantae, Streptophyta, Marchantiopsida, Marchantiales, Marchantiaceae. The record is from the annotation of a GenBank genome assembly.